AUUUCAAUACACUAUUGCAUCUGUAUGUACAUCUUUAGAAACGCUAAGGUGUCGAGGUCUGCCAUGAUUAUAAUUUAACAUCGGUCUCUCCUUUUCACUCUGUAUAAAGAAUGACAAGGAUACGCUAUUGUCUAAUUUAAUUUUAGGCUUACAGAAUGUCAGAAGCGACACCUCAGUCUUCCUAAAGUUCCUUUAUUUUAAGUAUACACAUUACAAACUAAAAAUACAAAGAUUCAGUCCAUCGCAUUAUCACUUCAACACUUGAACUAUACUGCGGGUUAACUGAAAUAUCACCAUUACAUUUGGAUUUGAAUCCACACUUUUAUAGCGGUUUCUCAUAUUUUAGCACAGUUUUUCACUUUAGCGGGCAAAAUUAAUAUUCUUUACACGCACUGGUUGUUGUAACAUUCAGCUAUUUCCGAGCACUUUUCACGAAAUGUUCACUUUAGCACUUGCAGUCCAGAUCUCCAUAUAGCAAGUCCUCCAAAUUGUCCAUGUGUCAUUCGUACUGUGAAUCUGACACUGGGCCGAUGUCAUGUUUGUCGGACAACUGGUCCGGGAACUCGUCCAGCUGUGACUCGUCCGAGCUCGAGUGGGAACCGGACUCGCUGUCCGAGUUAUCUUUCUGUAGAGUGAAGACUGCCGGCACCGGUGGCGUGGUGUGGUAGCGACACGAGGCUGAAGGCAGCGGCAGGCGGGGGCGAGGCUCCAAGCAACACCCGCAGCCUCGACGGUCGCCGCACAUACUGAACAAUACCUGAUGUCUGUCCAACAGAAUGUGCUUCAAGCAAUGCUUGGCAGCGGGCAGCACGGGAGUCGAACACCGGACCCCGCCUUCAGAGAACGAGCAACGCCCGUGCGGACCCAAGCGGGUACUCUCAACGCCCAGCCUAGCUCUCUUUCUGUGCAGUUUCCUGGCCAAUACGGCUUCGACCCCAUGCCUCUUGUGGUAUGAAGCGUAGGCUUUCAGUUUCCGCAACUGGUUGCGUUCCCGGGCAGAAACUCCGCCCGAUCUGUACUGGCUGCUGAUGCUGGCGCAUGUCUCCUUCUGGGCCCGCAGCGUGCGCAGAUAGUGUCGUCUUUGGGCCCGCAGGAGAGUCCUCAAUCGGCCCAUUUGUCUCAAAUACAGGGACUGUAGAGACCUCAAAGUGUUCAAGCCGCAGUAUACUGCUUCCUCGGCAGUGUAUACUCCUGCACGCCACAACGGCGUUUGUUCGCAGUCCACGUCUUCAGGGCCUUCAGCGGGCCCAUCAAUGGCCCCUCCUAUGGUCCCGGGCCCUCGACUGGUCCCAUCCGGGCCCAGAGUAACGCUGUCAGCAUCGCUAUCCGUCCCGCUCGCACAUUGCAUUAUGGACGCGGAGUAUUGUGCGUUUAUUGAAGUCGCGUCUAUUUGUUUGAAAGGAUCCAAUGGCGUGGCGGCCACGUUGUCAAUAUCGUUGUGAUCGCUGACCACAGACACUGAAGACGCGCAAGAUGUAGUGCGAGCUCUUUCUGGCCUGACAUAAUGUUGCAGUUGAUUGAGCAACGUUUCUGUGGUAGUGACAGGUGGCGGCGGGGCCGCGUUUCUGUGCCGCGCGUGCAGAGAUAUACUGGCGUGCUCGAAACAUAGUCCUUGGUCUCUAUGUUCUCUCUGGUCAAUAGGCGUCGGUUGUUGGCAUCUCUCACUGUUGCUGUAUAUAUGAGAGCAUUGUUUGUAUGGCGCCGUAGGGUCUUGCAAUAUAUGUUUGACACAGUACUGCCUCCCGGAGAGUACUGGUAAAGUGCAAUCAUAUGUUUUGUUCCCGCAUGAGCGAGACCGCGAUACUAUCUCUUUCUCCAGCUCUGCUCUAAGCCUUUGCUCCUCCUGCUUCUUGACAGCCUCAGGGUCUGCAGGCUUGAUGGUCUUCACAUUUGUGAUGCGGAGACCGCUCGCUCUGCCCGCUGUUGAAGGACGUAGCAUCCUAACCCGCGGCAAAUGUAUGAUCUUCCGUGGGUUAGACAUUGUUGUGUUGGAAUUAACUGUGUUUGUUGCAGAUCAUCAUUUUGUCACCGGAGAUCACACUACGUUCACCAUCAAGUUUUACAAUGGCGUCCGUCUGAGAAUAUCUAUCAAAAUUUCAAGUAGUGACAAUAUUAUUUCAAUUAGUUUGUUCCGUUAUUUUAAAUCUGAAAAACGUUUUAUAAUUUUAGUUAUUAAUCAGUGGUCUAUUUUAUGUUAUUAACUUCGAAAUGGUUAGAUUUUAGUUUGUAAAUUACUCAAAUGUUAACGUGGUCUUUAUCCGGUCGCCGCUGUCAUAGCGCUGUCCCUUUCCCACUCACGCACGUAGACGGAGCACUGCUUUCCGUCGUGCUUUUCCCCGCGCAGUCAUUGCAACAUCCGUUCAAUGGCUGGUGGACAAGAAAAAUGGUAUUUUACAAAAGAGCAGCUACAGAAUUCACCAAGCAGAAAAUGCGGUUUAGAUGCAGAUAAGGAGCUAGCAUAUCGGCAGCAGGCCGCAAAUCUAAUACAGGAUAUGGGCCAGAGGCUUCAAGUGUAUCAGUUAUGCAUCAACACAGCCAUAGUGUACAUGCACAGGUUCUACGCGUUCCACAGCUUCACUCAGUUCCACAGGAAUGCGAUAGCUGCCGCCGCACUCUUUCUCGCUUCAGGUCGAGGAACAACCAAGGAAACUCGAGUAUGUGAUAAAAGUGGCCCACGUUUGCCUCCACAGAGGUGACGGGGCUAACCCCCUUACCCCGGAACAGUACCAAGAACAGGCACAAGACCUGGUCUUCAACGAGAAUGUACUCCUACAAACGUUAGGGUUCGAUGUCGCAAUCGACCACCCGCACACUCACGUUGUACGAACGUGUCACCUUGUCAAAGCACCCAAGGACCUGGCUCAGACCUCGUACUUCAUGGCAUCAAACAGCCUUCACCUGACGACUAUGUGCCUUCAGUACCGGCCUACGGUGGUCGCGUGCUUCUGUAUACAUCUAGCGUCUAAGUGGAGUAACUGGGAGAUACCACAGUCGAACGAGGGCAGACAUUGGUUCUCAUACGUGGAUCGGACAGUCACAACGGAACUACUGGAGAAGUUGACUUCCGAGUUCCUUCACAUCUUCGAUAAGUGUCCAUCCAGGCUCAAGAGGAAAAUGAUGUCAAUGACCUCAACGAGCGGCAGUUCCCCCCAUUCCAGUGCUGUGCAUCCUUCAGCGUCUACGGCCAGUGAUAAGAAACACCAACAGCCCGCCGGAGAUGAAUUCGACAAGAGCUCAUUCGAUAAAGAAUAUGAAAGGGAAAGACGUAGACAGCCAGUACCUGGUGGUUAUGUACCGGCUCCAGCUCCUACGGUACCUCCUCCACAGAAAAUAGACUAUAAUUUAUACAGAGAGAAACGGGAUAGGGAAGAGAGGGAGAGACGCGAAGAGAGAGAGAGGAGGCAGCAAGCCUUACAGGCUCGCCCUCAGGAAAGGCCGCCCGAAAGACCUUUACCGCCCGAAAGACCUUUAGAAAGACCACAGGAAAGACCUCUAGAACGACCCCUAGAAAGACCCCAAGAAAGGCCCCAGCAACGGCCAAUACAAAACCAAAGGCCGGUCCAACACAAACCUCACCCAUCAUGGCCUCAUCAUACCAAACCCCCGCACAAACCUCACGACCAUAGACACCACAGACCCCCCCAUAUCCCCCAAACCCAACCAGAGACACCAAGAACCAGACCUCCAUCAUUAUUCUCCCCGGAAAACGCAACUACACCUAUAGCCGCGGCCACAGCCCCUAGAAGGCCUCAACCCCCAAUCCCCCACCGGAAACCGGAAGUCAGAACGAAUCCCCCACCCCCCCAAAUUCCCAAUCGCCCCGAAAACCGUCCUCCUAGUCCGAAACGACGGCCUGAUCCUUCUCUAGCUGUCAGAGAUAUGCAGCCUCCGGCAGUUCUGUCUCCAUUUUCCUCACCCAAAGAAAGGGAAAGACAGCCCAGACAACGGGCCCCUUCCAAUUCGGAACCGGAACUAGUUCCGGUUGUGAAGAAGCUGGACGAAACUCCCGGUUACGAAAAUGUUAUAAGGGACUCGCAGAAAGGCAAUUCUAUACGGGCUAGUAAACAACCGCAGCCGGAUAGGAAACCGGAAUCUUCUAGAACAGUCAACGGCAUCGAAACCGAUCCAACUUUAGUAUCCAAUCUGCUGAAAGAGAGCUUAGCUAAACCGGCACCGAUCACAGUACCGGUUGUCGAGAAGAAAAUACCGGUCGUUGAGCCCAAAAAGGAGGAGCCUCCCCCCCAAAUACCGGUCGCGCCGCAACCGGUACCGGUACCGGUAUCGCAACCGGAACCGAUGCCCCAACCGGUAAUAGAGCAGGAGACGAAACACAAGAAGGAGAAGAAGAAGAAGGACAAGCACAAACACAAGGACAAGGACAAAAGCAAGGAAGAGAGGAAGAAGCACAAGAAGGAUAAAGAAAGAGAGAAAAAGAGAGACAGCCCCGUAGUGGAACAGCCGGCCGCGAACGACGGGACUUUAAAAAUCACAAUCCCAAGAGAGAAACUCUCCUCGAGUCCUGGCUUAAAGAUCAAGAUUCCCAAAGAGAGACUGGCGGCGCCUCCCCCCCCUCCCUCCAGCUCCAGCCUGAAGAUCAAGAUCUCCAAGGAAGUUCUAGAAACUUCGAGAAAGAGGAGCGCUGCCGCCUCAGACGCCGGGCCGCCGCCGAAGAGACAGCAGAACGGCUCAGCAAAGGUGGCGGACGCGAUUCCGGAGAAGUGACGUCACAACCGCACGCGCGACGUGUGUCGACGUUCCUCCGCAUCUUACGGACCUCACUAGCAUAGUGUAAUAAAUUCUUUUUUUAAUUUUCGAUUUUUGGUUUCACCUUUUUUUUUCACUUUUUCGGUUUUUUUUUCUUUUUUUUUUUUUGUUGUUUUUUACCACUACGCGGACGGUUUUGACUCGCAACCUAAGGACUUGUAAAUAGAUUUUUUGUGUUUUACGAACUGUUUUUUUUUUGGUGUUUGCGUGCCGGCCGAUCACUUGGCUAUUCGUGUUUUGCUAUUUGUAAAUUUGACAACUGUCUCCCCUUUUCGUUCCUUUUAGAUGGAGUAUGUUAAGGGUGUACUACUCACUUGACGAAUAGCAAGCGCAAAUAGCAAUGUGAAGUGCUAGCUAGAGGGAAGGCUGAGUUUGUACCCGUUAACCGGAUGGGAAAUGGUUACAUUUUUAUUUACGGUUUUGUCUGCAAUGUAUUUGCCAAGGGUCUUUUUUAAUAAUCUUUCCUUGGUAGCAACAUGGUAAUUACACACAAUUUAGUUGACAGAAGAUCGCUAUCUCUGUUUUAUAAGAAUAAAUCGCAUUUAUUAAAGUAAUAUCAAUAGCUUACGAGAAGCAGUUAGCCAGUUUUAACUGAUCACAUUGUCUUGCCACUAUCGGGGUUUGAAGUCUAGCUAUUGUCAUUUAAAAUUGAAAAUUGCAAAUAAUAUUUUCGACUGGUAGUGAGUGAACAAAUAAUAUCUACAGAAUGGUUUUCCAGCAUUAAAAAUGCCUUUAGAAAUCAAAUAUAAUAUUCUAAAACUGUAAAAAUAUAAAAAGUUAUUUAGGGGCUGAUGUGAAGUCAAAUCAUUAAACAUGAGUCAUGUAAAUAUUUUACGGAAUUUUGACAAUUAAAUCCUUGUUAAUAUAAAAUUUUGUUUUGAAAAAAAAAAUCAUCUAUAUGAAACUACAUAUAUAUAUUUGCAUUAAAAAGAGGUUUGUGAUGUAUUGGAAAAGUGUAGAUUUUUCAUUUGGGCAAUACUUUUUGUUUAUAAACCAAGGGAUUUCAUUUAUCGAUUUUAAAAUAAUUAUUUGGGAGAGAUAACUUGUAUUUUUUUUUCAAUGUUGCAUAAAUAUUGGUUAGGGUGUUGCAAUAACUGUGUGCGUUUGUAUGCCCUACAGUUAUUAUUAAACGAUAGCACAAUGGUAAUAAUACUAUGAUAAUUGAUAAAUGUUCUAUAUUAUUCAAAAAGUAUGGCUGGACUGAAAUAUAUAUAAAGUAACUAUGAGUAUUUAUAAGUGUUAAAAAGAUACUAUAUACUUAAUAUUUAGAGCCCUGCUAAUUAGAAUACUAUUGUAAUAUUGCUAAAUUCUUGAAUAAAUAUAUUAAUUGAAACUAUCGGUAUUGUACGGGAUUUUUACAAUUAAAAAAAAAAUUUUUUUUGAAACAAAAAAAAUUGUUUUAUAAUUUAUUUUGUUCAAAUAUAAUGAUAUAAUCAUAUUCUGUUUUAUAAGCGGCCCACAGAACACUGUUUAUUAAAAACUGGAAAUAUAAAUACCUGUUGAAAGUCAAUUGUCACAUAUAUUAUUGUAACCAAACAUCACUUUGACCGAGUGGGCUUAUUUUUUUUCGUAAUUUUAAGCUAAAUUGGUGUGAAGAGAAAAUAUUUGAAACAUCCAGCAAUUUUUGAAUGGUUAAUUUAAAUAUAAAUACAGACAUGAACAUGCUAUUAACUACUGUAUUUCUGGGCGUUUAGAGUUCGUUAUCUGUGGGUGCGUUUAUGUCACUUGUAAAAUCGUGAGUCAAAACCGUCCUUUAAAUUACUAGAAAUGGCGGAUCAAAGGUGCCGGACGCUAUGAAUAAAAUGACUAAUGAAUUUUAUGUGUUGGGUUUUUGUCUUGUCUUUUUGCAAUCACGUUUUGUUUAACGUAGCUUCGUCCCUUUCCGAUGUGUGGAAAAAGUAGUCUGUCGAAGCGAGAAAGACAGUGUUCUGUCUGCAAACUCGUUUGAAACUAGCUAUAACGAUUAAUAUGUUUGUGACGAGAGUUGCGGUUACUUUAAAACGUGAUUGACAGACGAGCAAAUUUUAAGCUGUGUACACGACGCGGGAGCUUAUAACGCAUAGAGUGUAGACAGUAUCGCAUCAAGUUACCGAGACCUGUCAAAUUGUCUCAGCGAAUUGUAAAUCUUAUAUUAACGAUAAAGCUCAAAGUCAGCUGAAGGAAUUUCAGUUUUGGACGACUUGAUCUGUGACUGUCUGUACCAAACCGCACUUUAAACUUGACGUUGUAUUUUGAUCAAGGUCUUGUUUGAAGGGCUAUCGGUUGUAGAAUUUAUCAUUGAUAGUGUUGUAAAUAUUGGUUUAAAGAAUAUUAAAGAUCAAUUCCUUUUUUGUUGUUUAUUAAUGCGACUGCAAAUGCGAUAUUAAAAGUAUUUCACUCUUACAACGAAGCGAAUCAUAUUGGUAUAUAUAUAUAUAUAUAUAUAU
Molecule: messenger RNA, 7190 nt
Organism: Chilo suppressalis (striped riceborer)
Lineage: Eukaryota; Metazoa; Arthropoda; Insecta; Lepidoptera; Crambidae
Source: the annotation of a GenBank genome assembly